UUGAUCGUUGUUACAGCGACCUUACGAAGCGAUCAGAAAGUCCUGAUCAGCUUUUGCUGGCCGGGCGAGGGAGUGACCGCAGGAGUAGAAGUAGGAGCAGGAGCAGGUCAAGAAGCGGAAGCAGAAGUAGGAGCAGGAGUAGGAGCAGAACUCGUGACAGAAGGCGUUCACGUUCGAGAUCAUCGAGUCGAUCCAGACAUCGUUCUCGUUCCCGUUCUCGUUCGCGUGAUCGACAACGGAGAUCGCGCUAUUCCAGAAGUCGCAGCAGAGAUCGUGACUAUAGGCGUCAUAGCCGCUCGCGAUCACGCGAUUCGCGAAAAACUCGCGCUACACCUGACAGAAGAGUCGGGACACGGAUCAUCAAAUUACAGGCAUGAGCCUGUUUCAAAGUCGAAGUCCACUAGUGCGGAUGAUUACGAUAUGCUGGAAAUAAGAUCAAGCAUGUCUGAGUCUGAAAAGGAGCGUAUUGAGAUCGAAAAUCGCAAACGACGAAUAAAUAGAACCAAGAGGAUGAAAGAGAUUGCCAGAAAAAUCAAGCUUAAAAUGAAGAAGGCCUUGCGGCAGACGGUUGAAGAGUUGAAAGAGGAACAAGAAGAGAAGAGAAAGGAAAUGGAGAAGGAAAGACGGAUACGCGAUGAAAUCUUGUAUGUGGAAGAGAUGGAACGUCGUGAAAGGGAACGUGAACGUAGGCGUGAACGAAGGAAACAAGAGGAUCAACAGUUAGAUGAAGAAAAGGAUAAGCGGAAGCGUCCCAGGCGCAGCCGAAGCCGUAGUCGCGAAAGGAAACAUGACGAUCGUUCCUUGCGAAGAACUCGUGAAUACAGAUAA
Messenger RNA from Cylicostephanus goldi, 828 nucleotides. The record is from the annotation of a GenBank genome assembly. Lineage: Eukaryota; Metazoa; Nematoda; Chromadorea; Rhabditida; Strongylidae.